UGGCUCUGGAGAAGGCUGCGUGGCAAGAGGCGCUCAGCGAUGGCAUUCUGCCUCUUGAUGAUCCUGUCUGUGGUGGCUGUUAACCGCUUCCCCCCAGAGCAUCUAGCUGCCGGCCCAGACCCUGGUCCUAUGGAUCCCCAGGGGGAGACUGGCACCCCUGGGCCCCACAUUCGCCAAGCUCUGAGCUCCAGCCGGAGACAGCGAGCAAGGAACAUGGGAUUCUGGAGAGGCCGGGCUUCGCCAAGGAAUUCCAUCUUGGCCUGUGCUGAGAAGCAAGGCCACAGAGGGCAAAUGGACAGAAGGACGCAGUCCCCAGAAGGGGACACCAGGCAUUUGGGGAGGGCCAAGAGGGCCAUUGCUUUGGCAAGAGAUCUGAGAGUCAGUACCCAGCAUCUUAUGCUUCUGGGGGAGCAUGAAGUCAGAGAUGUAGGAAUCAAAGCCCUGGGACACCCCUGGCACAGCAGCCCCAACAAGGAGACAUGGAGAGAGAUGGGUUUCCUGGUCAAUCCACUCACAGGGAGCAACGGGGCAGCUCUUCCAGCCUGGAGACCUACUGCUGCACUGACCCUCCCAUCCGCUCCAGCGGCAGGCAGGGAUCAGCUGCUGGGAACUGAAGACAGAAUCUCAACUGGUGGGGGACAAACAGAGGACAACACCCCAGGCUUGGGGGCUCAUCAGUGGCCUAACUCUGUUGGGGAGCUGCAGAUGUCCAUAUGGUGUGAUGCGAAGACUCCUGGGCUCUUGGCCAGCCCAAAGACUGCUGGGCAGGUUCCCCCAUGGCUCACAGAACAUGAUGUGCAGACCCUUCGGAUGUUGGCCCAGGGAGAGGUGGUGGGCAAAGCCAGGGUCCCCGCCCAUGGGCAGGUGCUGCAGGUUGGCUUCUCUGCCCAGGGUACCCUUCAGGACAUGUCUCCUCCCAGCUUCAGCCAACUCUGCUCCCAGGGGCUCUGUGGUCUGAUCAAGAGGCCUGGGGACCUGUUCGAAGUCCUUUCCUUCCACGUGGACCGUGUGCUGGGUCUUCGCCGGAGCCUGCCUGCUGUGGCCCGGCGCUUCCACAGUCCCCUGCUGCCCUAUCGCUAUACGGACGGUGGCACAAGGCCUGUCAUUUGGUGGGCACCUGAUGUGCAGCACCUGGGUGACCCAGAUGAAGACCAGAACUCUCUGGCUUUGGGCUGGCUGCAGUAUCAGGCCCUGCUGGCACGUGGCUGCAACUGGCCAGGCCAGGCCUCGUGCCUGGGCAUCCACCGUGGGGAGUGGGCACGCCUGGCACUCUUUGACUUCCUUCUGCAGGUUCAUGACCGCCUGGAUCGCUACUGCUGUGGCUUCGAGCCUGAGCCCUCAGACCCCUGUGUGGAAGAAAGACUCCGAGAGAAAUGCCGGAACCCCGCAGAGCUGCGACUGGUCCACAUCCUGGUUCGGAGCAGCAAUCCGUCUCAUCUGGUCUACAUCGAUAAUGCCGGCAACCUUCAGCACCCUGAGGACAAGCUGAACUUUCGGCUGCUAGAAGGCAUUGACGGGUUUCCCGAGUCUGCUGUGCAGGUUCUUGCAUCAGGCUGCCUACAGAAUCUGCUGCUCAAGUCGUUGCAGAUGGACCCAGUGUUCUGGGAGAGCCAAGGUGGAGCCCAGGGGCUGAAGCAGGUCCUGCAGACCCUGGAGCGGCGGGGGCAAGUCCUGCUGGGACACAUCCGGAAGCACAACCUCACACUCUUCAGGGACAAGGACCCGUGA
Marmota flaviventris (yellow-bellied marmot) is the source of this 1728-nucleotide messenger RNA. RefSeq names its product golgi associated kinase 1A (gene Gask1a). Gene Ontology annotation, cellular component: Golgi apparatus. Lineage: Eukaryota; Metazoa; Chordata; Mammalia; Rodentia; Sciuridae. The record is from RefSeq and is a predicted model, not a curated record.